This is a messenger RNA of Spirodela intermedia, 441 nucleotides long. NCBI's taxonomy places the organism in Eukaryota, Viridiplantae, Streptophyta, Magnoliopsida, Alismatales, Araceae. The record is from the annotation of a GenBank genome assembly.
AUGGAGGAAGACGAACCAGAGAGCGGCGGCUGGGGGGUCGUGCUGUGGGAGACGCUCCUGCAGAUGCUGGGGCUGAGCGCGUUGUUGGCGAUAAUCCUCUUCUUGCUCUCACCGACCUUCCGCAAGGCCAUCUUCGACGCCGUUGCCCACAGCGUCGCCGACCUCGCCGUCGAUCUCGCCUACAAAAUCGUCAUGAAGUUCAUCCAGGUGUUGUGCAGAUUGAAAAUUCGGCCCCGUCUCAUCUCCCUUGUAUCAAUCUACAUCCUUGGAUUCGACAUUUUUUUCUACUGGAACCAGCUCCUCUUCAUCUACAAGUUCUUAUUCUCCGACUUGGGGAUCAUAGACUACUUUUACCAACUCUUGUUACUGAUAGACUUGUCCUCCAACUAUGCCUAUCCCACGAUUUGGAUUCGCGCAUUUGUUGAGUUCCUCAAGAAGUAG